GUAAAAUUCCCUUAUCCUUCUUCUACUGCGUCGACAUCGGUUUACUUUCCCGAUAACAUUCUCUGCCGGCGAAUAAAGCUUCCGGCGAUACUUUGCCGAUCUCUUGAGCUCCAUGGUUUUGAAGCUGUUAGGAUUCUCUUUAUAUAGACGUGGAAUCUCUCUUGCUGUCUCCUCUUCCGUGAAGCUUCUGAGUACGGUCGCGCUUUCAGUAAACCCUAGCCAGAAUCUCGUAGAGCCAUUAGCGAAAUCAGAGCUCAAAGCUUUAGUUCUCAAGCAUUACUCCCAUGGCAAGUUCUUCAGUCUCGUCAAAAACGUCGUCGCUUUACCCUCCGUCCUCCUCACCGCCUGUCAGAAUCUGUCCCGUGCGGCGAACUCGGGCGAGUCAGCCUCCGAGUUCGCUGAGGGCGUCUCCAGGAGGUUCUCGAUCGAGGAAAUGGGUCAUGAGAUACGCGAGGAAAGGUUUGAUAUCCGCUCCUGCUGCGUCGAAUUCGUUUCGCCAAGAGGAAGGGGACAAGGUGAAUCUCUGGCUCUACCCAAUUUGAAAUUGAAAGUGUUCAUUGAAGCUAUUAGGAUGGUUCUUGAGGUUGUUUAUGAUGAUCGAUUUGUGACGUUUUCUUAUGGUGGGCGUGUUGGAAUGGGUAGGCAUACAGCGGUUAGGUACCUGAAGAACUCUGUGGAGAAUCCUCGUUGGUGGUUUCGUGUCUUUUUUACUCGUGAAAUGUUCAAGGAACGGAAUGUAGAUAACCUCUGUGCUUCUAUUGGGGAGAAAAUCAAUGAUAGUGUAUUGAUUGAGACGAUAAAGAGGUUGAUUGAGUGUGGAAUUCUGCGGAUUGAACUCGGUGGAUGCUAUCUUGGAAGAGGUUAUCCUCAAGAAUGUGGAUUGUGUUCGAUUUUGAUCAAUAUUUACUUCGACGGGAUUGAUAAAGAGAUUCAAGAGAUGAGGCUUGAGAUGAAACUGAAGAAUCCCAAUAUCGAUAUGGGUGAGCAGGAAUCAACAGCUAAUGUUUUCUAUAAGCCAGUGAAGAUUUAUGCAGUCAGAUACUUGGAUGAAAUACUAGUGAUAACAUCAGGAUCGAAAAUGCUGACUCUGGAUUUGAAGAAGCGGAUUUCGGACCUAUUGGAACAGAGAUUGGAACUGAAAGUAGAUAGAGUGAAAACAGUGAUUCACAGUGCAGUGUCUGAGGAGAUAAAUUUCUUAGGAAUGGAUCUUCAGGCUGUUCCACCAUCUGUUUUGAGACCACCAAUGUCUGAGAAGGCUAUUCGGGCAAGGAAGAAGUAUGUCAGGCAGAAGGAAGUUAGAGCCUUGGAGUUGAGAAAUGCUCGGGAGAGGAACCGGAAGGAAUUGGGCUUGAAAAUAUUCAGACAUGUACUGAAGAAACUCAAGCAGAGCAAUGGGUUUAAAUCUGAAUUUCGAAUAGAGAAUGAGGUGAGGGUUAUCUUCAGAACUUGGGCAGAUGAAGUCGUGAAAGAGUUCUUGGGGUCAUUGGAAGAUAGAUGGCAGUGGCACCGAUUGCUCACUAGAGGAGAUUUUCUCUCAUUGAGACACAUAAGAGAUAAAUUGCCAAAAGAUCUGAUCGAUGCUUAUGAUGAAUUUCAAGAACAGGUGAACAAACAUUUGGCACCGACCAAAGCUAAAAAGGCAUUGGAGGAUGAAGAGAGGAGAAUAGAAGAAGAGGAAGAACAGAGAUAUGCCGAGAGGACCGUCGAAGACUUGACAAAGCUAUGCAUGAAGCUCGCAGCUCCGAUAGAACUUGUCAGGAAGGCUAUUAGGUUAGUCGGGUUCACGAACAACAUGGGCCGGCCACGGCCAAUCAGCCAUCUUGUCGUUCUUGAAGAUUCCGAAAUCAUCAAAUGGUACGCGGGAAUCGGGAGAAGAUGGCUUGAUUUCUUCUGUUGUUGCCACAAUUUCAAGAUGAUGAAAAUAAUCGUAAGCUACCACAUGAGGUUCUCCUGUAUUUUGACAUUAGCAGAGAAACACGAAUCGACUAAACGUGAAGCUAUUAAGCACUACACAAAGGAUCUGAAAUCGUUGGAUCUGGACGGGAAUGAAGAGAUGCAUUUCCCGAGAGAAAGGGAGGUGAAAAUGAUGGGAGAUAAGAAUCUCUCGGACCCGAAACCUGUGGAUGGAGCCUUGUCUUUGGUUUUGAUAAGGCUAGCAUCUGAUGAACCAUUCCAUUCUUGUGCUGCUGAUUUCUGUGAGGGAUCUGAUACCAUUGUAUACCGUAUUCAUCUACUGCAAAACCAUUUAGAUAUUAACCCACUGGAUGAAGAGAAGUGGGUCAGUGGCAUGGGAGCAAUUCACUCGGCUUUGAAUCGGAAAUGCCUCCCUCUUUGUUCCAAUCACAUUAGCGAUCUUUACUUGGGGAAAAUGACUCUUCAGGAUGUGAACGGUAGUUCAUUCAUCGAUAUGAAGUGAUAGUUAUGACUGUUAUCUUCUCCUAGUAGUUAUUACGUGAUGAUCUUCUCCUAGUAAUCUUCUCUCUGUUGCUGAAACCAGGUAAGAUAUUGUUCCUUGAUUGAUUUCCUUUCACGUAAGUGCUUUGAAUUCAAAGUUGAUUACCAGAACAUGAGUUUUUCUUCUCAAUGUCGCUCUGAUGGCUCUGAAUGAUAUUUCGACGGAGGCAUUACCUAACUCGCAUGAUCUAUCAUCGUUCAAACAGCAUAAACCUGGAGGUUCUGGGAAGUAGAGAAUGAAGAUUUGAAACAGUAGUUGCAGCAAAAAAAAGGUUGCAAAAGAGAAGAUCGGGAUGAAUUUUCCGAUAUGGGUUUUCUUCGAAAUAUUGUUCUAAUGCCUCUGAAUGAUAUUUCGACGGAGGCAUUACCUUAACGGUCAUGAUUGAUGAUCUUUCAAACAGCAUAAACCUGGAAUUAUGUCUGGGGAGUGGAGAAUGAAGAUUUGAACAUCAGUUGCAGUAAAAAAAGGUUGCAAGAGAGAAGAAGAUUGUGAUGUAACCGUAUAGAUGAAGAUUCAGUCGCAGUGUGGUCGGUGGAACAUUUCUAUAAGCGGAAAGACGAUACUCUUCUCCCGUUGAUGUCCGGUUGGCAAAAACGCUAUAAAGGAAAAGUGUUCCCAGUGAUAGUUUUGUUUUACACUUGAAACCAAACUCAAAUCUCUUGCAGGAUUUGAUCUGGGUACUAAUUUUGGUACAGUGUAAUAAUUAAUUUCAAAUACUAUUAAUCAUUAAUAGCAAUAUAUAUAAUAAUAUCAA
Molecule: messenger RNA, 3209 nt
Organism: Tarenaya hassleriana
Lineage: Eukaryota; Viridiplantae; Streptophyta; Magnoliopsida; Brassicales; Cleomaceae
Exons: 2
Coding region: 113-2416 (767 amino acids)
Biological process (GO): mRNA processing
Source: RefSeq, a predicted model, not a curated record